CCUCACAGCAUGCUUUUAAAAAAUGGCGUCGAAAACAUUUCAAACUUGCACGAGGUGUUUGUCACUUCUUUCUACAACAUAUAGAUCAUCAAUACAUAGACCAUUACAUGCAGUUUUAGCUUCAAAACAAAAACUCGAAUACUUCAGGAAUUUUGAUGAUAUAAGAAACCGCUGGAGUUUGAAGCAUUUUCAUACAUCACUGCAAAUUUGUCAGAAAGACUUUUAUAAAAUACUUGGGAUAUCAAGAAGUGCUUCAGCAAAAGAGAUAAAGAAAGCUUACUUUGAUCUUGCAAAGAAAUACCAUCCUGACACUAAUAAAUCAGCAAGUGCUGCAGAGAAAUUUCAGGAAAUCAGCGAAGCAUAUGAGGUAUUAAGUGAUGAAAACAAGCGAAGAACAUAUGAUAAUUAUGGACAGAGUAACUUUUCUGGUAGUGGUGCUGGCAAUCCAUUUAGUGGAGGUGGUUCUUUUGGAGGAAUGAAUCCUGAAGAUAUUCUCAAAUCAUUUUUUGGUGGCAAUACAGGGCCAUUUGGAGCAACUGGAGCAAAUUUCUCUUCUAGAGGGUUUCAAGAAACAGCACAGUAUUCACUCAGAUUGAGCUUUAUGGAAGCUGUAAAAGGAGUCAAUAAAGAAAUGCCUGUUCGAACAAGAGUGACAUGUAAUCAUUGUAAUGGCUCUGGAGCUGAGCCUGGAACCUCUCUUUCUAAAUGCCCUGCAUGUAAUGGUUCUGGUGAGGAGACUAUAAGUACGGGCUUCUUUCACAUGCGAUCCACUUGUCGUCGUUGUGGUGGAAGUGGAUAUGUUAUAAAGAUUCCAUGUAGAAAAUGUAAUGGAGCUGGAAGCAUUAUGGAAACACGGAAGAUAACUGUACCUGUUCCUGCAGGAAUUGAGAAUGGUCAGACUGUAAGAAUGCCAAUGGGUGGAAAUGAAAUAUUUAUAACAUUUAAGGUGGAUAAUAGUAAACUGUUUGAGCGUGAUGGAGCGAAUGUCCAUUCUACCGUAUCAAUUAGCUAUACUCAAGCAAUUUUGGGAGGUUCAAUUAGAGUUCCAGGAUUACAUGGCGAUGUAGAUAUUAAGAUCCCUACUGGAACUCAAUCACAACAGAAAGUUCGUCUUUCAGGAAAGGGAAUUCAAAGAUUAAACAGUAUUGGGAAGGGUGAUCAUUUUGUUCAUUUUUCCAUCAAUAUUCCAAGAUACUUAACAGAAAAACAAAGAGCUUUAAUUACUGCCUUGGCAGAACUGGAUGAAGACCUUAAGGGCUCUGUGAAUGGUCUGGAUAAAAAUAAUGCCAGAAAAGGAAACUUUGAGGGCUCUUCUUGGGAAUCGUUCAGAAAUCGAGCCAAUCACUUCGGUGAUAAAAUUAAACAAGAUGUGAAAAAUGAUAUGAAAUUUGGUGACGAAAGCGUUGAUAGAAACGACAUUCUUGAUCAAUCCAAUGAUAAAGCAACAAGGACGGCUUUGUUUAUUGCUUUUCUUCUCAGUACUGGCAUAUUUGCGGGAAUUUUAUUUUCUUCCAAAUAACGCAAUUGCUGCAUAAAAUUAUUUUGAUACGCAUUUUUAAAAGUGAAAUGAUAAUUUUUAUUCAUACUAGUACAAAUACGAGUAUAUUAUAUUAUGGGAUCUUCGCGGUUUCCCUGUUACGUUUUUGAACGUAA
This is a messenger RNA of Xenia sp. Carnegie-2017, 1653 nucleotides long. Its product is annotated as dnaJ homolog subfamily A member 3, mitochondrial-like. The transcript has 14 exons. The record is from RefSeq and is a predicted model, not a curated record. Bases 23 to 1519 code for a protein of 498 amino acids. NCBI's taxonomy places the organism in Eukaryota, Metazoa, Cnidaria, Anthozoa, Malacalcyonacea, Xeniidae. Gene Ontology annotation, biological process: response to heat; protein folding; mitochondrion organization. Gene Ontology annotation, cellular component: mitochondrion. Gene Ontology annotation, molecular function: ATP binding; heat shock protein binding.